Messenger RNA from Rotaria sp. Silwood1, 1542 nucleotides. The record is from the annotation of a GenBank genome assembly. NCBI's taxonomy places the organism in Eukaryota, Metazoa, Rotifera, Eurotatoria, Philodinida, Philodinidae.
AUGACUCUUCUUCUUCUACUCCUAUUUGCCAUUGUGUUACUUGUUUCCUUUAUAGUCUUUAUCAUUUAUUGGAACUUGAUUCGUCCACAAAAACGUUUCUAUGAUGAUUUUCGUCGUCAAGGCAUACCAGGCGAACCUUUUGUACCAUUCGUCGGUCAAUUGCCUGAAAUGCGUCGUGCAUCUGAAAAGGAUGCUGGUGCCGAAUAUCGCAUGGGACUUGCUCAAAAGCAUGGUUACGUCUAUCUCACAGGAUUUGGUCCAACUAUACGUUUAUCCGUUAUUGAACCAGACAUGAUUGCUGAUGUUUUCAGUCGCACGCACGCUCAAGAUUAUCGAAAACCGUCCGAUAUGAAAAAAUUUUUUAAACCUCUGAUUGGUUCACAUAAUCUCUUAGUGAGUGAGGGUGUUGAACAUGAACGUGCUCGAAAAAUGCUCAAUCCAGCAUUUCACUUCAUCAAACUUCAAUCCAUGAUUUCUAUUAUGGUCGAACAAACAAUUAAAGCUAUUAAUGAAUUACUUUUAUUAUCAUCUGAAGAAAAAGUUGUUGAUUUACAAACAGAACUUAAUGCUCUAACAUUAACAAUUAUUGCAUCGAGUGCAUUUGGUAAAGGAUUCGAAACUAUAGCUAAUGCCAAACAAAUUGUAUGUCGUGCAUUCAUCGAAGUACUUGAAGCAAUGGAAUAUCGAACAAUACGCAUGAUCGAUUAUAUACCAUUAAUUGCACAGUUACCCUAUUGGCGAAAGGAUAUUUUAGAUCAAGGUUCUCGAGAAAUUUCGAAAUUUGUCGAUCAGAUUAUUGCCGAUCGUCGACAUGAAAAGUCAAGUAGUUUAUGUUCUGGUGAUGAUCUACUUGAUCUUCUUCUUUCGGCUGUUGAUGCACAAGGACACAAGUUCACCGAUCAAGAAAUAAAAGAUCAAGCUUUGACUUUUGUAACUGCCGGCCACGAAACUACAGGUAACUUGAUGACAUGGACCAUGUACGUAUUGAUGACAAAUAAACAAGUAUUACAAGCUUGUCGAGAUGAAGUCGAUAGAGUACUUUCUAAUGGUACUGAACCCACAUAUGAACACAUAAACGAGUUGGUAAUAUGUGAAGCUGUUUUACAAGAGACACUUCGUCUUUAUCCACCAGCACCUUUUCUCGAACGACAAUGCAUUCGGGAACACUACAUAGGUAGUAAAGGCAAUCGUCAAGUGCGUAUUCCUGCUGGAGCAAAAGUCUUAAUCAAUACUUAUAUACUUCAUCGACGAGCCGAGUUUUGGCCUCAACCUCUAGAAUUCGAUUAUACUCGCUGGUUGCGAGAUCCUGUAACCGGUCUCAAACCGAAAUUGACUCAUCCAUUCUGUUAUUUACCGUUUGCAGCUGGACCACGUAAUUGUAUUGGUCAAAAUUUUGCAUUAGUUGAAGCCAAAGUUAUAUUGGCACUGUUAGUUCAACGAUGUAAUUUCGAAAUAGAACCCGGUCAGAAGAUUGUUCCUGACGUUCGCAUUACUAUGCGAUGCAAGUAUGGAUUACGAGCAAAACUCUCUAAGCGAUUAUAA